Saccharomycodes ludwigii is the source of this 267-nucleotide messenger RNA. RefSeq lists its product as uncharacterized. Bases 1 to 267 code for a protein of 88 amino acids. The record is from RefSeq and is a predicted model, not a curated record. Lineage: Eukaryota; Fungi; Ascomycota; Saccharomycetes; Saccharomycodales; Saccharomycodaceae. The transcript has a single exon.
AUGUCUAAUAUCGAAAACGAAAAAAGAAAAGUUAAUGGCUCAAUAAUUAGUACACUGUACGUACCAACAAACAAAAUGCUGGAUAAAACGCAUCCAAGGUCUCCUAUUUAUAAAUUUUUUAGAAAGGUUUUUUGGUUAUAUUAUAUACAUCUACCAUGUAUUGUAUUGAGUAAUGCGGACGCCGUCAUGGUUUAUACUAUAUUUAAUUUGAUCAUAUUUUUCAGUACCUAUAGUGUUUGUAAACACCUUUAUAAGUUGAUAAUUUAA